GAAGUAUAGAAAUAUAAAGCUGUAAGUAAUUUCAAUAAAGGAAAGAGGCAAAGGCGAAUUCGUGAAGAAUUAGCUUUGCUGAUGAGAGCUGAUUCUAUAGCAUCAUCUAUAAAGCGUCAGAGAUUCACAACCGUUGAUCAAAUGGAGUUGGAAUCAGCUAAGAUGAAGCUUGCAGCUGCAAAAGAAAAGUUUGGACGUGAAAUCCGCGUAUUUGAAACAGCACCAGCUUCUUCAACGGCUUCUGAUGUUUCCAGCAACGUGUCAGAGGAGCCAGAAGACUUCUAUGAGUUCACACCGGAGGAUUAUUAUAGACUUUUGGGAACAAAAAAAGAAGAAAAGCACUUGAAGACAAAGAAAAUUCGCGAGGAAGAAGAAGCUGCACGCAAAGCAAGGAUAACAGCAAGGAUAACUAAGGCAGUAAUCAGAGUACGCUUUCCGGAUAAUUACACAUUGGAGGCCACAUUUCACCCAUCAGAGACAAUCCAGAGCUUACUUGACCUUCUUAUGAAAGUGAUCACUCACCCGGAACUGCCUUUCUAUAUCUAUACUACUCCUCCUAAGAAGCAAAUAAAAGAUGCAUCUCAGGAUUUCUAUUCUGCUGGAUUUAUUCCUGGUGCUAUUGUCUAUUUCUCUUACGAUCUACCCAAAGGUGAUGACGGCGCUGCAGCAUCUGGGCCCUACCUUCAAGAAGUGGUCAUGUCUUUGCUAGGAUUGGAUACUAUGAUAGACAAGGAGGAACCUGGUGAACCUAGCAGAGAUGAACCUCCAAAAAGCGACCCCCCUACUUCAGUACCAGAUCAAAAGCCUGCUGCUGAUAAGAAGAAAAUUAAGCCAAAGUGGUUGAAAUUGUAAUAUGGUUCAUUUCAGGGUUAUGAUCAUAGUCUACUCUAAUCAAGUGUUAUCUGUAAUCCUUGUUGGUUCUGUAAUCAGUUGUCACUAGAAGCUAAGACGUAUGUUAUGUACAUGGUCCUCUUUGCUUCAAAAUGGAUAGUCACUUUCUGGAGUUGUAUGCCAAAAGAGGAGGUUGGAACUUGGAGAUAUGUUGUUCCUCAUUCAAAUAUAGAUUGAAAAUGAACUUCAGAUAUUUCUUUGCUUGAUCUGUCGAUAACCAAAUGUAAGGAUUUACAAUGUAUAAGUAAAUUUGAGCUUCUGCUUCAGGUCUUGCUUCA
Lycium ferocissimum is the source of this 1169-nucleotide messenger RNA. RefSeq names its product plant UBX domain-containing protein 1. The transcript is spliced from 7 exons. Gene Ontology annotation, biological process: protein-containing complex disassembly. The record is from RefSeq and is a predicted model, not a curated record. Bases 82 to 852 code for a protein of 256 amino acids. Gene Ontology annotation, molecular function: ATPase binding. NCBI's taxonomy places the organism in Eukaryota, Viridiplantae, Streptophyta, Magnoliopsida, Solanales, Solanaceae.